Morone saxatilis (striped sea-bass) is the source of this 6370-nucleotide messenger RNA. It is a transcript of the gene lpin1, whose product is annotated as lipin 1. Lineage: Eukaryota; Metazoa; Chordata; Actinopteri; Moronidae. The transcript has 23 exons. Gene Ontology annotation, cellular component: mitochondrial outer membrane; nucleus. Gene Ontology annotation, biological process: positive regulation of transcription by RNA polymerase II; fatty acid catabolic process; cellular response to insulin stimulus. The record is from RefSeq and is a predicted model, not a curated record. Gene Ontology annotation, molecular function: phosphatidate phosphatase activity; transcription coactivator activity. The coding region runs from base 428 to 3328 and encodes 966 amino acids.
ACCAACUCAAACAGUCCCACAGAUAUAAGAGUCAAAGGACUCUUCCAGAACCACCCAGAGGAGCUUUGCACGAUCUUGAAGAAAUUUAAUCAAAAUAAGUCAAAUAGGAUCUUCAAACAGAGUUCAAACGGCACUCUUGCAUCUGUUGAGAAGUAUUGUUGGACUUAGUGAAACAAGUACACUAAAUAUUUUAGAGAGAACUGACCCAAGAAAGAAUCAACAACCAAUACGCAGAUUUUUCAGAAUCUCAGAAGCCAGAGCAGCUCCUCUCUCCAGCGUGACUUCUGCAACUCUUUCAGAAGAUAUCUGCCUGGACGUCUUACACGGAUUGCUUCAGAUAUCCUGGCUGAUUCUCUCCACAACACAGACUACAGAGUCUGUAAAAGGAGCUCAGAAUUGUGAAUUGUGCGGACAUGGACGCGGAGCCAUGACCCACAUGGAAGAGCAAGAGCGAGUCUUCAGUAGCUACAGUGAGGAUGACGGCCCCAAUGACAGCUGGUCUUUGUUACAGACCAUGAACUAUGUGGGUCAGUUGGCGGGCCAGGUGUUUGUGCAGGUCAAGGAGCUGUACAGGGGACUCAACCCUGCAACACUGUCUGGAUGUAUAGAUGUCAUCGUGGUGCAGCAGCCUGAUGGCUCCCUGCAGUGCUCCCCCUUCCACGUCCGCUUCGGGAAGAUGGGCGUGCUGCGGUCCCGUGAGAAAGUGGUGGACAUAGAGAUUAAUGGAGAGCCAGUGAGUUUGCACAUGAAGCUGGGAGAGAAUGGAGAGGCCUUCUUUGUCAAAGAGACUGAGAACACACUGGAAAUUGUUCCGUACCACCUUGCAACAUCACCGAUCAUGUCAACGGGGGCGGAGUUAAUGGAGUCCCAGCUAGGCAGGGGGAGUUCUCGACACCAUGACACCAUCCCCUGUAGCUCACUUCCUGUCCAGAGCCUGGGACCGCAGCAAAGUGAUGGUGGGAUGACCAAGAAGAGGAGAAAGAGAAGGAGGAAGGCACGGCCAGAGGCAGGAGGAGGAGGAGGGAGGAGAGAGGAGAGCGGGGAAGAGUUCUCGGAGGACGAGGACAUGUUUACUAUUGACUUGAGUUCAGAUGAGGAGAGAGAGGGUGACGGCAGCAGACCUGUGUAUGGUGAUCAGGGGUCUGCAGCCAACACUCGCACACGCCCUGGCACUGAUUGGACCCAUUCACAGAGUAAUGUGUUUAAGGAGACUCUCUCUAUCCCUCCCCCCUGUGGUCUGUCCAUCUCCUGUCCUCAGCAGAUCUCUCACUUCUCUUCCGCUGUUAGCAGCCUUGACGAUUCAUGGUCAUCAACGCCGAAGAGCGACUCAGAGCUAACCAAUCAGAACAAAGACAACCCGGAGAUGUUGUGGACCUGGGGGGAGCUGCCACAGGCUGCCCAGCCAUCCUUCCUGACUUCCCACCAGAAGCAGGACUCUGCCAUAGCAGUCUCCAUCCCGAUGUCUGCCAGCACUCACUUCAGAGCCAUCAGUGACACUGGACCCCCCUCACUCAGUCUUUAUGUUCCCCAGCCAGGGGAGACUGCUGCUCACAGUGGGGAAAAGGACACAGAGGAAAGCAAAAAUGGAGCCAGGGUCAGAUUAAGCAUUAAGACUGAGGACAGGGUUGGAGGAGAUGAAGGGAGAGAGGUGGAAAGUGUCGGCUUAUCAUGUGGAGAGAUGGAGGGUUUAACAGCCUGCUCAGUGUCUCCCAGGGUUCUCCCUGAUCAUCUUGAUCAAGGUGGGAAUAGAGGAAGUCCCAUCAGAAGAACUGAUUCGCCCUCUAAGAAGAAAGAAAAGAGAAGCCAACACCUGGGAUCUGAUGGCAUAUACCUGGAUGACAUUACAGAGCUGGAGCCUGAAGUAGCUGCUCUCUACUUUCCUAAAAGUGAUGGAGGUGGUAGCUCCAUGAGGGGAGACUCAGAGAUGAUGAUGAUGGGAGUACGGAGCGCUAACCAGUCCCCACAGUCAGUGGGCAGCAGUGGGAUGGACAGCGGCGUAGACAGUUUGUCUGACCAAAUAGCGACCCUGCCUCAUGUCGCCAUCUCUUUGUGUGGAGGACUCACUGACAAUAGGGAGAUCACAAGAGAGCAGUUCCAGGAGAGGGCAAUUUCCUACCAGCAGUUCUCUGAAAACCCUUCAAUUAUUGAUGACCCUAACCUGGUGGUCAAAAUAGGAAACAAGUACUACAACUGGAACACAGCAGCUCCUGUCAUGUUGGCCAUGCAAGUCUAUCAGAAACCGUUGCCACAGGCCUCAGUGGAGAACAUCAUGAAAGAGAAGAUGCCAAAGAAAGGAGGACGCUGGUGGUUCUCAUGGAGGAGCAGAAACAAUGACUCCAAAUCAGAAUCAGUGACAGAGGCAGAAGGAGACCAAGGAGAGAGUUCACUCACUAUGCCCUCAGUAAACAGGAUGAAGGAUGAGUCAUCCUCUAGUGAUGAGGACCACAGAUCAUCCAAUCAGGCGUCAGGAUCCUGCCAGUCAGAGCUCCUCAUGAGUUCUGGCAACGUCUGUUAUAAGAAGACUCUUCGGCUUACCUCAGAGCAGCUGGCUAGCCUGCAGCUGAAGGAGGGUCCUAAUGAUGUGGUGUUCAGUGUGACCACUCAGUAUCAGGGCACCUGUCGCUGUCAUGGCACAAUCUAUCUUUGGAGCUGGGAUGACAAGAUUGUCAUCUCCGACAUAGAUGGAACUAUCACCAGGUCAGACACCCUGGGUCACAUCCUCCCCACACUGGGUAAAGACUGGACCCACCAGGGUAUUGCACGGCUCUACCACAAAGUCAGCCAGAAUGGAUAUAAAUUCAUGUACUGCUCGGCGAGGGCCAUUGGCAUGGCUGACAUGACGCGAGGCUACUUGCACUGGGUCAGUGAGAGGGGAACCAUGCUGCCAAUGGGCCCAGUGCUGCUCAGCCCCAGCAGCCUUUUUUCUGCCUUGCACAGGGAGGUGAUUGAGAAGAAACCAGAGAAGUUUAAGAUUGAGUGUCUCUCAGACAUCAAGCAUCUUUUCUACCCAAACACAGAACCUUUCUACGCUGCUUUUGGCAACAGAGCUACGGAUGUGUAUUCCUAUAAGGAGGUGGGUGUUCCUCUGAACAGGAUUUUCACUGUCAAUCCUAAGGGGGAGCUGAUACAGGAGCACGCCAAAACCAAUAUCUCCUCCUUUGGGCGUCUGUGCGAGGUGGUCGACCAUGUCUUUCCAGUCCUAGUUCGAGCUGAGGGAGCAGAACUCCCGUGCACUGACACCUUUGGCCAGUGCAACUACUGGAGUGAACAAAUUCCUGAUGGCAUCAACCAGGAAGAAGAAGACACACAAACACUUGAGACAAGCUAAGAAACCCCCAUCAAAUCCAGCACUGAAGACGCUGUGUUCUAGCUUUUCAACACAGCACAGUCAGGCACCACAUUGCGGUCAGUGGUUUUGUGAUUCAUCGUGUAGCCGGCAGCCAAAAUGUCAAAAUGCUGAUUAUUUUACAAUCAUGGCACCAACAUGUUACUUAAGAUAAUUAUAACAGCGACUACUGAUUCAAAUUAGAUGAAUGUGUUUUCAAUAUCCCUCAAUAACAAAUCACCUUGCCAUCAUUCAGCAGAACACAAGCAGAUAUUUGAGUCAAUUUCAAAUAAGUUUAAAAAAACAGCAAAUGAAUUGAUUUGAGAAAAAAAGAGGGGAAAUGCAUUUCAACAGCUGCCUGAGGAGUGCUCAAGACUCUCAUAUCACACCUUUGCAAGUGCACUGACACACACACACACACAUACAUACAUACACAUGAGUAAAACUUCCAUAGCCAACGCACAACACUGCAGGAUAUAAGUAUAAUAUCCAUCACUGCAUGUUUUUUAGCUCCUUAAGAGAUUCCUUUGACUACCAGGUUACCAGUCUCUUCUUCAUACCACAACACUCUUCAUUUACACCGGUGGAUAGAAAAGCUUCCACACACAUGAAAACAAUUAUUUUGCGCCCGUAUGGCUAUAUGAAGUCCACUAAAACAUAAGGACUCAUCGUGUUAAAUUAGAUAAAAAAAUAUUUUGCAGAAAUUCUGCUGGAUUAUAUGCAAGCAGCCCUUCCAGACUGGUUUCCACAUUUGACAAUAAAAUAUAAAUUAUACAAUUCAGAUUUUCAAACCAGCCUGUUUUGUGCAUCAAAUAAUCAGUAGAGACUGACUUGGUUAAAGUUUUACCUGGUCCAGGUAUGUGGUAGUAUUCUUUUCUGACCUCAAGUGCAGUAGACACAGCACUUUGCACCAGAAACACCACAUUAUAGUACAUUAUUGUAAAAUCAUCCAGAACAUGCAAAAAUAGCACAGAUAGUGUAUCCAGUCCUCUUCUGUGCCAAACUCUUUUGCAGGUCCAGUUAAAUGUGUGUGGUCUUCUGACCAAGUUACUGUGAAAGAUGUGGCUCUGGCACAUUUUCUAACUAGUGUUCAUUGACAUUACUCAAGAUAAAUGCAGGACAAUGCAAAUAACUUCAGUCUGUGUUCUUUCUGUCUGUUUUUAUACGUACGUACGUAAUAAAUUAACACCAGUGAUAUGCUAGAAUGUAGUACGUAAAUCACUCAGAGUGUGUUUUAUUUUAACGACUAAUGCUCAUCAAUGCAAUCACUGUAUACGCCCAUACAGGACUACAAUUAUGUAUUUUUUGUGUUGUAAUGUUACUGCACAAAUCAGUAUACGUUUAUGUAAAGCACUUAUCUGUCCUAUAGUGGAGAAUGAAUGCAGUAUAUUCAGAUGCUGUAAGGAUCUCUCUUUACAAACGCACCUAUUUUCCGUUGUUUAUACGUUUUAAUUUUUUAUCAAAUGUUUUCUGUUAACAUCUACUGUACUUCGUUUAUGUGAGAUGGAUGCCUGUCUGCCUGAUUGUUUUUACCACAUGUAUAACUUAAAAUGGGGGAAACCACUGUAAAAAAUGAAGGGUUUUUGUUUUUUGAGAAUCCGCUAACAUUUUGAGGGCUGAUAUGUUGUCUGAGAUACUUUGCUAAUGGUGCUCAUUCAAUGAACUUUGCCAUUUUAUGCUUUACUACAAAUGUCUUUCUAAACCAGCUGCCUCCUGUUGCACUAAGAGGUGGCAGUUUCGAUGUGACCACUAAAGCAAUAGAUCAACAUGAAGGUAUUUUAGGAAAGCCAAUACAUGGAUUAAUAGAUUGAUGUAACAUCAGCUGUUAAUCCUACAUCACUUUGUUUCAUUUGGUCCCUCUGGUUUAUAUCAUGGGCAUCAUGAUCGGCAGUUACAUGAAGUACAAACUACAGUAUGUUUGAAAAUACUUGUAAUUCUUGCUUCUCCAAUAUAAAACCGCCUUUAUUCAUGUUAAGUCAAAAUUGAAUGGCUGAAAACAGCUUUGAAUGAAUGACAUAUCUUGAAGAAAAAGAAUAAGAAAUUCUACUAUCAUCUUGAUUUUAAAUGAUCUGGAAAAACAAAUCUCAAAGUAAUUAACCAGAUUUUAGUUAGAACUUAACAAGGGUAUUUGUACCCUGAUAUUAAUGUAUCCUAUAUUGAAAAAAAGUAAAAUCAAAAUGGCAGAUUACUGUGAAAAUGAAAUCUGACUGUAGUCUGACUGAGUGUGACUAUGUCUGUUAUACUGUUAUAUACUCUUUGUGCUUUGAUGCUGUAUUGUGGUUGACUUUGCCUAAAGGAAACUAAUCAGGAAUGAACCCUCGAUCUGAUCUAAAACUGUUAAUGUUGACCAUGAUGUUGACAUGCCUUUUGGUGAGUCCAGUUUAAUUUGUAUCAGAGGAAAAGAUGCAUGCUUUUGUAAUGUUAAAAUAUAUGCAUAUUUACAUGGAUGUAAUGGUCACUGUCUUGUCACCUGAUGUUUGUAGGGAAGUACCUAAAAAAACAGAGAGACAUUAAACUGUUUGGCUAAAAACUGUCUAUUAUGACAGUUUGGGGCUUUGACAUAAUUUAUUAUAACAACGAGGUUUAAGAUAUAAUUAUUCCGUUCAAAAACAGACUCUGAUCUAUGUGAGGUCAGUGUCACUUAAUAAUCAAAACACACUUUUCACAUGAUUAUGUGACAGUUUCUGGUAAUUAUAGCAUAAAGAUCUAUUAUAAUAUUUUAUCUAUUAAAUAUGGAAGUCAAAGGAAGCAAAGAUGACAUGUCUUUUUCAAUGUACGUAAUGCUCUUCCCAAUUUUUUGGUAGUAAAUCAUAUUUUUGAUGAUUAUCACCUAAUUCUUUCUGUGAAAGAUCUGUUUAAACUCUUGAUCCAGUCUGUCUCUGUCUCGACAUGGAUGUUGAUGAAGUGUGUUGUCCCGUGUAAAGAUUAUGUUAUGCUAAGCAGGAGCCUACCGAGCAGUGUGCAGUGCAAGCUAUUGUUAACAAUGUAGUUUGAAUAAAUCUGUGCAAUGGACACAUUUUUCAAUAAACUCAAAGGUGGUUGCUU